UUUCGUGAACGACACGAUCCGGGUCUGCCGCUACUUUCACCGUUGCUUCUCUCUCUCUCUCUCUCUGCAGCCUUUUCACUGUUAUCAGUUCACAGCAAUCCACGCAAAGAUGGAGGACCAGUACGGCUUAGCCGAUCUCCGGCAGUAUAUGAACGGGCGGCCCCAUUUUCCGGCCGGAGACCUCUUCGGCCACCGGAAUCUUACGCCCCCCCAUCAGCAUCACUAUGACAUGGUCAUGGUGCCGCCUCGCGGGCUUCAUCCUCACCACGAGUUUGGGUCUGAUACUGCCGCCGCAGCCGCCGCCACCAACACCGCUGCCAGUGUGACGGGCACGCCCAAUACUGGCAGUCUGAACAAUGGGUUGGAGGUGGAAGCCGGCGGUGGGUUCGGCGGCGACGGCGGCAGUGGAAGGUGGCCGAGGCAAGAGACUCUCACUCUUCUUGAGAUCAGAUCUAGGCUUGAUUCUAAGUUUAAGGAGGCUAAUCACAAGGGUCCAUUGUGGGAUGAAGUCUCUAGGAUAAUGUCCGAGGAACAUGGGUAUCAAAGGAGUGGGAAAAAAUGCCGAGAAAAGUUCGAAAACUUGUACAAGUAUUACAAGAAGACUAAAGAAGGGAAAGCUGGAAGACAAGAUGGCAAACACUAUAGAUUCUUUAGGCAGCUUGAAGCUCUCUAUGGUGAUUCCGGACAACCAGUUUCAGUCUCAGAAACCCAUCAUAUAUCAAACAGUAAUUUCACAUUCCAAACUGCAAGAAACAACAUCAAUGCACAAGCAAACCAGGAAUUCUUCCAAGCUGCCAAGCUCUCUGAUAGCAUUAGCCUUUCUAACUCUUCCGAAUUCGGGUUUUCUUCGUCAGAUGAGAGUGAUACUAAUGAUCAGGCUAUGUUGAUAGACACUGAUUCGGUGGAGAGGGGGAAGAAGAAGAGAAGAGGGAGAAGGACUUGGAAGGCGAAGAUAAGAGAGUUCAUUGAUUCACAGAUGGGGAAGCUAAUGGAGAAACAGGAAGAGUGGCUGGAGAAGAUGAUGAAGACUAUAGAAUCCAAAGAGCAAGAGAGGAUUUUGAGAGAGGAAGAGUGGAGGAAGCAAGAGGCGGCUAGGGUUGAACGAGAGCACGCUUUCUGGGCGAACGAGCGGUCGUGGAUUGAAGCUCGGGAUGCAGCUCUAAUGGAGGCCUUGAAGAAGUUGACAGGAAAAGAAGUGAACGAGAAUGGAGGGGAUGAGAUAAAGAAUUGUAUAAGGAAGAAGAACAAGAAAUGCAAAGAGAAUUCAAGUUACUUUCCGAGCAAUGAAUCGAUGUACAAUCAAGGAGGAGUUUAUUGUGAUGAAGCAACCAAUGGUGGAGCUUCACCACCUACUUCAAAUGCAGGCAAUAUGACCAUGAAUGAGAGCUGUUUCAAGUUCUUGGUGGGGUCUGAUCAUGGGGAAAAUCUCUGGGAAAAUUAUGCUUUGAAGCUCAGCAAAGGAGAGAAUUAGUGCACGAGACUUCUCACAUUUCAAGUGUCAAGCAGUUAAUAUAGAAACUGUUCACGAAAUUGAAGUGAUUAACUUGGUUUAAUGCUAAGAGAGAUUUGACUAGCUAUGUGUGGUUUGUGGAGGUGGGUAGCUAAUAUUAACUGAGGGAUUAGGGUUCAUGUGUAUAGGCAUAUUGAUUGGUGUUUCAUGGGUCGGAUAGUGUUGGCUAUUGGGUGUUUUUAAUCAAUUGGAGUUUAAUGGGAAAUAUUGGUGGUGGUUUGGCUUUUGAUAGGAUUCUCAUAAUCCAAUCUUUGAUGAAAUUAUUAUAUAUAUAUAUAUACCUUAAUCCUCCCUUAAG
Diospyros lotus (date-plum) is the source of this 1808-nucleotide messenger RNA. RefSeq names its product trihelix transcription factor PTL-like. The transcript has 2 exons. The record is from RefSeq and is a predicted model, not a curated record. The coding region runs from base 110 to 1471 and encodes 453 amino acids. NCBI's taxonomy places the organism in Eukaryota, Viridiplantae, Streptophyta, Magnoliopsida, Ericales, Ebenaceae.